GCUAAGAAACUUGUGGGCAAGAUAGAGUGUCUUAUGGUCUGGUAUUUAUAGGCUUCUCUGUUUCAAAUGUGGAAGAAAAUUACUGACGUUUCUGGAAGAGUAGAAGAAAUCUAAAAAGUGGAAAUCCUAAUAUAGAGCACUGAUUUAAUCCUGCCUGGCUUUGUGAUCUAAGAGAUGAACUUUUAAGAUGCACGACACUACAAAUACAUAUGAUGAAGAUGUUGAUGAUGACAUCCCUACUCAGUAUGUCAUUCAACAAAGUUUGCAAAACAUCCACAAGAGCAAGACUGUGGCUGCACAAGAGAACAACAGCUUUAAUUUUUCUACAAGUACAAAUCACAGGAAGAUAAUCACCGCAAUUCAGACAGGCGAAGAAGAGGCUUUGCUCAAACUGAUGAGGAAUGGCUCUGCUUUUCGGGAAGCAGAUGAGCAAGGCUGCCUUCCUUUACAUGAAGCUGCAGCACAACCAAACAAGAAUAUUCUAGAAAUGACUCUGAAAGCUUCACACUCCGUUGUGUGGCAACAAAUAAAUCGGAAAGGAGAAACCCCUCUGUUUAUCGCCGUGGACAAAUGUCUUGUGGGAAAUGUACAUUUUCUGCUCCUCAAUGGCUUUAAACCUGACGUUAAGAAUGAAGAAGGAGAUUCUGCUUUAAUUAUUGCAAUUAAACAUGGCUCGUAUGAAAUUGCUUCCUUGCUGAUACAAUUUGGUGCCAAUAUUGAUCUGCAGUGUGUCAACAAGAGGACAGCUUUACAUGAGGCAGCCAGGCUAGGCUUAAAAGACAUGGUGGAGCUUCUGCUUUGCUCUAAAGCAGAUCCAGAUCCACGAAGUUCAUAUGGGCUUACCCCUCUAGCCCUGGCAGCACAGAACGGGCAUACAGAAAUUCUGGAAAUCUUAUUGCGUAAAGGUGCCAAUGUUCUUUCCCAGGCAUCUGAUUGUGCAUCCAUAUUAUUUGAAGCUGCUGGAGGAGGAAAUCCAGAUUCUGUCUCUCUCCUGCUAGAGUAUGGCGCUGAUGCCAAUGUACCGAAGCAUUCAGGUCACCUGCCUAUCCAUAGAGCUGCUUAUAAAGGACACUUCUUAGCUUUACAGCUGCUGGUUCCUGUGACACAUUACAGUGACAUCAAGGAGAGUGGGAUCAGUCCAAUUCAUUCAGCAGCAGCAGGAGGGCAUCCACAGUGCCUUGAAUUCCUUCUCAAAUCUGGCUUUGAUGCCAAUUUUAUGUUGCAUCGGAGAAUUCGCAAAGGCUAUGAUGAUGAGAGGAAGUCAGCUUUGUAUUUUACUGUCUCUAAUGGGGAUAUUAACUCAGCACAGUUGCUCCUGGAAGCUGGAGCCCUACCAAACCAAGACCCAGUCAACUGUCUUCAGGUAGCCUUGAGAAUGGGUAACUACGAGCUCAUUCAUCUCCUGCUUCGCCAUGGGGCCAAUGUGAACUACUUCUGUAGAGUUAAUACAACACAUUUCCCAUCAGCUCUGCAGUACACGUUGAAAGAUGAAGUUAUGUUAAGGAUGUUGCUGAAUUAUGGGUACAAUGUUCACCGCUGCUUUGACUGUCCUCAUGGAGACAGUGUGCACACCCAGUACGAAUUUGAAGGAUGGACCUCAACUGUUAUCAAAGACACAAUGUUCUGUGAAGUGAUAACACUAUCAUGGUUAAAGCACCUGUCUGGGAAAAUAGUGCGUGUUAUGCUAGAUUAUGUUGAUCAUAUCAGAAUCUGCUCUAAGCUUCUAUAUGUUCUUCAAGAACAAAAACUAUGGCCAGAAAUCAAUGCAAUUUUGACAAACGCCCGUUCUUUGAAACAUCUUUGCCGUCUGAGAAUCCGAAAAAGCUUAGGACGCUUACGUCUACGCUGCCCCGUCUUCUUGACAUUUUUGCCACUACCAAACCGUUUGAAAGAAUAUAUACUCUAUAAGGAAUAUGAUCUCUAUGGACAAGGAAAUCUGAAAGGAAUCUACUAAUGCAGGUGCAUACAGUUGUUUUGGAGAGUGUCCUGUAUGUAAAUACAUUCAUAUGUUAGUAUAAAUUACAUUACGUAAUUUUUAAAGAAUUCUUACAAGUUUUUAUGUACUAGAAAACAAGCAAUCUGAGUAAUAAUAAUUCUUAAUAAAGCAAAGUUUA
Elgaria multicarinata webbii is the source of this 2114-nucleotide messenger RNA. RefSeq names its product ankyrin repeat and SOCS box containing 14 (gene ASB14). Gene Ontology annotation, biological process: intracellular signal transduction; regulation of cardiac muscle contraction; protein localization to ciliary inversin compartment. Lineage: Eukaryota; Metazoa; Chordata; Lepidosauria; Squamata; Anguidae. The transcript is spliced from 12 exons. Bases 188 to 1954 code for a protein of 588 amino acids. The record is from RefSeq and is a predicted model, not a curated record. Gene Ontology annotation, molecular function: protein binding. Gene Ontology annotation, cellular component: T-tubule; ciliary inversin compartment.